Acanthosepion pharaonis is the source of this 1791-nucleotide messenger RNA. The record is from the annotation of a GenBank genome assembly. Lineage: Eukaryota; Metazoa; Mollusca; Cephalopoda; Sepiida; Sepiidae.
AUGGCUUUGAUGCAAAUUAAAGAAGGCGAGUACACUUCCACUUUGUAUGGACUGAUCCGGGAUCAGAGAUAUAUGGAAGCUGCUCGACUAUUAAACCAUCAACUUGAAACUCAUCCAAAGUCUCGUGCUGCUCUAUCACUGCUUGGCUACUGCAAUUUCCAAUUGCAGAAUUUCGUGGAAGCAGCCGACUGCUAUGAACAACUUAGCAUUCUUCAUCCUGAAGUAGAUGAUUAUAGACUCUAUUAUGCUCAGUCACUAUACAAAGCUUGCCUUUAUCAAGAGGCCAUGAAAGUGUCCUGUCAGAUUGAAAACCCAGAAUAUCAAGUCAAAAUUACAAAAUUGCAGGCUGCUAUCAAAUAUGGGGAGGAUGAUUUGUCUGGAGCAAAGGCACUUGUUGACCAAUGUCCUUCCCAAGAUUCAGAUACAGAACUCAACCAAGCUUGUAUUUUGUUUAAGGAGUGUCAUUAUGAAGAAGCCUAUCUUGAUGUUGGAAUGACAACAAUGGGUUUAGACACCAGAAGUGUAGGAAACAGCUUGCUCUUACAAGAGACUGGUUUAGUGCAAGCAUUCAACCUGAAAGCUGCUAUAGAAUACCAACUGAAGAAUUUGAAAGCUGCUCGUGAAGCCCUAACAGACAUGCCACCCAGGGCUGAAGAAGAACUUGAUGUUGUAACUCUUCACAACCAAGCCCUAAUUAACAUGGACAGUGAUCCUACACAGGGUUUUGGGAAGCUUCAGUUCCUGAUGCAGCAACAGGUUUUCCCACCAGAGACAUUUGCCAAUCUUCUCAUUCUUUAUAUCAAAUAUGAAUAUUUUGACUUGGCUGCAGAUGUCUUAGCAGAGAAUGCUCAUCUGACAUACAAAUACUUAACACCGGAAUUAUAUGACUUUUUGGAAGCAGUCAUCACAAGACAGACAGCUCCUGAAGAUGCUUAUCGUAGACUGGAUGAAAUGGCCACAAGAAAAACUGAGAUGCUACGGAAACUUACUAAACUGGUGCAGCAGUCAAAACAGAAUAAUGAUGAAGAAGCAUUGAAGAGAGCCGUCAAUGAAUAUGAUGAUGCUUUGGAAACAUAUAUCCCCAUCCUGAUGCAGCAGGCUCGCAUCUACUGGGAUAUGGAAAAUUACAGCCAGGUUGAGAAGAUCUUCCAGACAUCUCUAGAGUUUUGCAAUGAUCACGACAUAUGGAAAUUAAAUGUUGCUCAUGUCCUGUUUAUGCAAGAAAAGUACAAGGAUGCCACGGGUUUCUAUGAAGCUAUUGUCAAGAAGAACUAUGACCGUUUACAGAAUAUCAGUGCUAUUGUGCUGGCUAACUUGUGUGUGUCGUAUAUCAUGACCAAUCAAAAUGAAGAGGCUGAGGCAGUUAUGCGAAAGAUUGAACAAGAGGAAGAAGCAUUUUCUCAUAAUGAACCAGACAAAAAGGUAUACCACUUGUGCAUUGUCAAUAUGGUUAUUGGAACAUUGUAUUGUGCCAAAGGUAAUUAUGAAUUUGGAAUCUCUCGAGUGAUCAAGAGUCUGGAACCUUACCAAAAGAAACUUGUCACAGAUACUUGGUUCUAUGCUAAGAGAUGCUUCCUGUCUUUGAUUGAGAAUAUGACCAAACACAUGAUCAUGAUCCGUGAUUCAGUUGUACAAGAGUGCAUUAUGUUCCUUGACCAUUGUGAGACUUAUGGGCAAGAUGUGAAAGCAAUAACUGAGCAGCCCCUUGAAGAGGAACCUCUGAAUCCAGGCAAAAAUUGUGUCUCUUAUGAAGCCCGUAUUCUGAAGAGCAUUUUAAUGCAGUUGGUGUAA